AUGUCUUCUCACUCUACCUCUACUUCUGCAUCUGCCGCUGCCGCUGCCAACCAGGCUCUCAUAGCUCUUGUCACCCGGCUCACUGAGAUGGUUCAAGAUGUCAACCGGUUGCCGUCACAAGAGGAAAAAAUGGAGUUGAGCCGGAAGAUUGCGCGUGAAGUGAAUGAUGCAAUUCGCACCUAUGGGAAGGAGGCUUCCUAUGUUCCCCCAAACCUGCUGUCACUUGCAGCUGAGAUCUUUCGCGCUCAGAGGCGCACCACACAAUUGGUGGAAGUACCGGAUUGGACCCGUCUUGGGAACAAUCAGGACAUGUGCAUGAAGCACCCAUUGUACAGUAAGACAUUGGGUGCUGCACCACCUAUUGCGUCUGCAGCUCCUGUAGCAACUGCACCGGUACCGGUACCGGCACCACCACCUGCUCCCACACCUGCACCACCACCUGCACCUGCACCUGCACCUGCACCUGCACCUGCACCUGCACCUGCACCACCACCUGCACCUGCACCUGCACCACCACCUGCACCCACCCCUGCACCUGCACCGGCACCACCACCUGCUCCUGCUCCACCACCUGCUCCUGCUCCACCACCUGCUCCUACCCAUGCACCGGCACCACCACCUGCACCCACCCCUGCACCUGCACCUGCUCCACCACCUGCUCCUACCCCUGCACCGGCACCACCACCUGCACCUGCACCUGCACCUGCACCUGCACCUGCACCACCACCGGUACCGGUACCGGCGCCUGCGCGAGAUGCCAGCAUUCGCAUGCCAAGACGUGCAGCAUCCGGUGAAACUGCACCGGCAGGGUCGUCGACGACGCGGAAACGUCGACUCAGCACCAGCCCUCCUGUCCCUCGUGGCAACCGGUCCCGGAAGCCUGUCGUCAAGUCGAAGGCAAUCUUGUCCGACACUGAUACUACUGACGGUGAGACGGUGAAGGGGAAGGGGAAGGCAAAGGUGCCGGAAGUUGAGGGUGAUGAGGACAACGACGUGAUCGAUGUCGAUGACCUUCCGGAUGCUCAGCCCCGGAAAUCAACGCGCAAGGCUGUUGUCCCUGCAAAAAAGCAGGGCAAACUGAAGGCAAGUCGGUUUGUUGCGAUUGCAGAGGAUGAUGAAGAUGAAUUGGAGGAGGAUGAAGACGCACAAGGCAAAUCAAAGGCCACUUUACGUCCAGGGAAGCGACAAAAACUGUCCAGCCAGUCCAAGGUCAAGACCACCGGCAGGAAGACCAAGGUACAAGAGCCGCCCCGCGCUGACGGACCUCUGCCGCCUUGUCAGAGAUGCAAGGCGAAGAAUGUGGAGUGUUGCCCCCGGUUAACGAAGAAAGGCGAUGUCGCCUCGACAUGCACGUUGUGCCACGUCUGGAAGAUGGCAUGUAUCCGGCCGGAUACAGAGAGUUCCACCGUUACCCCCACCACUGACACUGCACCACCUGCCGCAAUCACCACACGCUCUAAGACGACCCAGUCCAAAGCGACCGGCAAGAAGAUGGUGGGGAAAUCUAAUGCGAAAGAACAGAAAAUCCGGCAACCUAGUCCUAUCGAAGAGGAAGACGACAACAUCGAGAUGUUCGAUGGCACUGUGGGUGUGCCGGGUGCUCAACAGCAAUCCGCCCCUUUGGCGUCAGCAGACGAUUUCCCUGCGGAUCACUGGAUCGAGCCUGGCACUGACGAGUUGCCACCUCCAGCUCCAUCACCGGCCAUGGCCUCAGAGGACGACAUCCGGUUCUCACCAUUACCUGUCGUCCACACCCCACCCAUCCGGCACCCCCUUUCUCAUGACCAGAUGGAGGCCAUGUUGGCCCAAAUUCGCGUUGAGAUGGAGGACCUUCGUACACGCGAUCGAUUGGAAAUCGACUUGCGGCAAGAUCGCCUGGAGCGUCGCAUGGGCCUUGCAGAGGCAUCUGACAGUGCAAUGUCCAUGCAGGUGGACGAACUCGAGCGGGAUAUGCAGGUGCAGCGUGGACUCCUCUCUGAGUGCACCGCCGAAGUGAGAGGCAUCGUCAGGUAUCUGAGGGAGCAUAGAUCUGCUCAAACACCAGCAUCAACUCCUCCGCCGGCAUUCAACCCACCUCCCAUCACAGCUCCUGGCCCAUCCAUCAGUGCAUUUGCCCGCACUGUCACCAACAACGUGUUCACCCCGGAUGUAUCUUGGAUGGGUGCCCAGACCGGUGGUGAUGCGUUUGGUGACACUGCAGACGGCUCACCGGUCGCAAGGCUCAACCGGGUGUCAUCUACUCCCACCAACAUCCCUCCAUUGACCAUGGGGGAAUCCAGAUCAUCUGUUCCUCCGGCUGGCUCUCCGGCUGUGCGAUCUCCUGAUCCCCCGGUUGCCGGUCCAUCACGUAUGCCGGCUGAUGCGCAGUCCAUCUCGGCUCCUUUGCCACGCCCGCGAUAUGGACCUCUAUCUCAACAAGGUCGGUCAUAUGAAUACUGCGGGACCGGAUGGCGUUCUGCCGGCUCAUCUGUAUCAUCCAUUUAA
This is a messenger RNA of Suillus discolor, 2484 nucleotides long. RefSeq lists its product as uncharacterized. The record is from RefSeq and is a predicted model, not a curated record. Bases 1 to 2484 code for a protein of 827 amino acids. The transcript is spliced from 9 exons. Lineage: Eukaryota; Fungi; Basidiomycota; Agaricomycetes; Boletales; Suillaceae.